Brachypodium distachyon (stiff brome) is the source of this 1471-nucleotide messenger RNA. Its product is annotated as protein DECREASED SIZE EXCLUSION LIMIT 1. The transcript is spliced from 13 exons. The record is from RefSeq and is a predicted model, not a curated record. The coding region runs from base 60 to 1271 and encodes 403 amino acids. NCBI's taxonomy places the organism in Eukaryota, Viridiplantae, Streptophyta, Magnoliopsida, Poales, Poaceae. Gene Ontology annotation, molecular function: protein binding.
GGCCGAGGCGCUCGUUGACACAAAACCUGGAUUCUGUUCUGGGUUGCCCGGCGGACGCUAUGGCUGAGAAGCAGCACCGCCGCCGCCCGUCGCCGGACCCCGUCGCGGUGCUCCGGGGCCACCGCGCCGCCGUCAACGACACCUGCUUCCACCCCACGCUACCGCUCCUCUUCUCCGGCGCGGCUGACGGGGAGCUCAGGGUCUGGGAUACGGCGAGUCACCGCACCGUCUCCUCGGUCUGGGCUCAUGGCGGGGCGGCUGGUGUGUAUUCGAUAGCUGCUAGCUCCGGACUUGGAAAUAUGAUAGUUAGUCAAGGCAGGGAUGGGCUGUGCAAAUGCUGGGUUAUUGAAGAAGCUGGGCUCUCACGGAGGCCCAUAUUUACAAUCAAAACAAGUACAUACCAUUUCUGUAAGAUGUCAUUGGUUAAAGGUCCCUCUUCGACAUAUGGCACACAGUUUGGCUCGAGCGGCACAAAUAGUGAUGCUGAGCCACAAAGAGUAGUUGUUAAAGUAAAUACAGAAUCACAUAGUGCAAAUCCUUCAGAGGGGUCCCAAGAAUAUGAACAAGGUAGUUCCUCUGAUGUGCAAAAUAUAAUUACAAUCGCCGGUGAAGAAUCUUCUCAGGUUGCACUUUGGGAUAUUAAAAGUUCAAGGAAGAUAUUGUGUUUGCCUCAAACAUCCAGUGCUAAUAUGACAGAUCACCCUACUAAGCAAAGAGGUCUAUGCAUGGCUGUGCAAGCUUUCAUCCCAUGUGAAUCUGCAGGCUAUGUGAAUAUUUUGUCAAGUUAUGAAGAUGGAAGCACUCGUUGGUGGGAUGUGCGGAAGCCUGGGUCACCUUUAUCUUCAGUGAAAUAUCAUUCAGAAUCAGCUUUGUCCAUUGCUGUUGAUGGAUCAUGCAAUGGUGGGAUCUCAGGAGGCGCUGAUAGUAAAGUAACCAUGUUCAGUCUCGAUCAUCAAAAGGGCAUGUUUACUGUCAGAAACGAAAUAGAACUUGAGCGGCCGGGUAUAGCGAGUAUAGCAAUCCGUGCAGACAACAAGAUUGCAGCAGCCGCUGGUUGGGAUCACAGGAUUCGAGUGUAUAACUACAAUAAAGGAAAUGCUCUAGCCGUGCUGAAGUAUCACAGUGCUACGUGUAAUGCGGUGACCUUCUCACCUGACUGCAAACUUAUGGCCUCCUGCUCGGCGGAUACCAUGGUUGCAUUGUGGGAGCUCUAUCCUCCCAAAACACCAAGCAAAGAGGACAUCACACGAACGGAUGAGGUCUCAUGUUAGUUUUACCCAGGUAUUGCAGCGAUGUAAUGUGUAGACAUAGUGAAUGUAUUAGCAUUAUAAGCUAUCGUGAGAAAGGAGCGAGUAAUUUUAUAAUUUUGAUGUCGCCGCAUACAUCGAUGUGAUUGGAAGAACUCAUCAUCUCAAGUAACAGAAUAUAAUCGACAUAACAUUGCAAACGCUUCUCCAAUUCUGGAACAAAA